This is a messenger RNA of Strigops habroptila (Kakapo), 1176 nucleotides long. It is a transcript of the gene RPS24, whose product is annotated as ribosomal protein S24. Lineage: Eukaryota; Metazoa; Chordata; Aves; Psittaciformes; Psittacidae. The transcript has 7 exons. Gene Ontology annotation, biological process: translation. Gene Ontology annotation, molecular function: structural constituent of ribosome. The record is from RefSeq and is a predicted model, not a curated record. Gene Ontology annotation, cellular component: ribosome. The coding region runs from base 564 to 959 and encodes 131 amino acids.
GGCACAACUGGGGUCCGCCCGGUUCCUCCCCUGAGGGAUGCCGUCAGAGCCCGGCCGCUGCCAGCAGCGCCGCCUGCGCCGGGCCGCCCCUCACGGCCGGCUCGCACAUUGACCUGCAGCAGGGCCCGCGGGCACCCUGUUACGCACCGUGGUACUGAUACAGACCGGCCACCACCGCUCUGCCCGGCGCUACUGCCGCCUAGUUCGCUUCAGGGCUCUACACUGGGUUUCCCCACCGCAACCCUGUCCCUGGCAUCAGCCAGCAACGGCAGAGCAGAACGGGGCGGGGCAGCAGAACCAACCCCCCAGCAGCACCAGUACGCAGCGGGAGAGCUCGCCUCACCGCGCAGCGUGGAGCCCACGUAGUGAGAGCCGCCUUCCACCUCAGUACCCGCCAGAAACACACCGACCGCUCCCGCUGCCUCCCUCCGGGUCUGGCUUUGUAACAAACACCCCCGCGCAGCGCUCCACCCCAGGUCAAAGGACCCCGCGCCGCCUUAUGAUUGGCUGCGGAGAGAUCCGCCUUCUUUUUCUCGCUCGCUGUAAGGGAGGCCGCUGUCAAGAUGAAUGACACAGUGACCAUCAGAACCAGGAAGUUCAUGACAAACAGGCUUCUUCAGCGCAAGCAGAUGGUGAUUGAUGUUCUUCAUCCUGGGAAGGCCACAGUCCCUAAAACAGAAAUCAGGGAAAAGCUGGCAAAAAUGUACAAGACAACCCCUGAUGUAAUUUUCGUCUUUGGCUUCAGAACUCACUUUGGUGGUGGCAAGACAACCGGCUUUGGCAUGAUCUAUGAUUCCCUGGACUAUGCAAAGAAAAAUGAACCAAAGCACAGGCUUGCCAGGCAUGGUUUGUAUGAAAAGAAGAAGACUUCCAGGAAGCAGCGAAAGGAGCGUAAGAACAGAAUGAAGAAAGUGAGGGGCACAGCCAAGGCAAAUGUUGGUGCUGGCAAGAAGAAGUAAAUGAACAUACUUCAGAUGGAAAAUGGGUAACAGACUACAUUAUUCUGUGAAGAAUUACUCUGGAGUCUGUUCAUCUGGCUUUAACAUCAAAUAAACUAUGUCAAUACAAUGCUGGUUUGCCCUUUAAUUUUGAUUUGGAAGCUACCAUUUUGUAAAGUUUGAGAAAUUCAAGAUUGGUGCACUGCUGGCACUAUAUUAAAAUCUUUUCAUAAUUAAA